AACACCGAACUCUCUCAACAAAGGAUAAGAGGGCCUUAGAGAAUAGAUUAGGCCCGUUAUUAUGAACUCCAAAGGGGAUAUGAAUGAACCUGUUACCUUUUGUUCUAGUUUCCAAAAUCCGAAUGGUAGGAAGAUGCAGUAGCCUAGUCCACCUAUCCGAGGUUGAAGAUUUCUUAAUCAAAGGCAGAUUCAAGGAGUUCAAAUUACGAAGGCUUCAAUCCAAUGAACUCCUCUUCAUCUUUAAACAUGAAAAAGACUACCUUCGCUGGUUUUCAAGAAGGAGGUGGAAAAUUAAAGGAUGUAUCAUCACUAUUUGCAAGUGGACGCCGGAGCAUGAACCCUCAGCAGACUCACCUCUCUUCCCUCUUUGGGUUGAGUUGAAGAACUUCCCCAUUCACCUCAAUGACCACAAAGCAAUCUUCUCAAUAGCUUUUGCUCUUGGGAAACCAAUCAAGCUGGACUCCAACUCGGUCAUUGGAGUUAAACCCGACCAGAUUAGGGUCUGCGUUGAGAGAGAACUGUCCAUCCCCUUUCCUUCUCAUAUUCAUCUCAGGCUUGGAACUAAAGAUCUCUGGUUACCCUGCAGAUUUGAAAACCCUCCCCUAUACUGCCCAAUAUGUCACAGACUAAUUUCCCUAAGGAGAGCACAUGAUUUAGACUACUUAUGCAUUUUGGAACCUAUGGUUAACCCUUCUCAGCUUGAAUCCUUCCGUAUUAAACUCAACUUCUCUCAUAGUCUUGGAUCACAAAAUAAUAAGAAAUGGAUCUUCUGGAACGAGUCAUGCUUUAAACUCAUCUCCUUCUCAGAUUUCCCACAAGUAACCAGUUGCCUUUUCACCCUUCAAAUGGACAACUCUCCCAUUUUGAUUUCUGGGGUUUAUGGUGCUCACACGAUCUUGGCUAGGAAGGAGCUCUGGGAGGAACUUUCUACAAUUUGUCCCUCAAACAAACGCUGGAUAGUUGGCGGGGAUUUUAAUGCCAUUACCUCACCACAUGAGUCAAAAGGAACCUGCCCUCCAAACCAACUUAGUAUGGAGGACUUCAAUUCAUGCAUCCUUCACUGCAAACUCAUCAAUCUCGAUCCCAUUGGUAGUACCUUCACAUGGUCAAGUGUACGCUCCCAAGGCAGGACCUGGCGUAGACUAGACAGAGUAAUGAUUCACCUGGACCUUCUCGCCUUCUUUCAAGAUGUGGAGCUUCAUCACCUUGCCAAAGCCAACUCUGAUCACAAACCCAUUCUCCUGCACUGUAAUGACCAGAUUCCCAAUACUCCCAAGCCUUUCAGAUUUCUAAACACCUGGACCCUUCAUGAGAACUUCCUCCAUACUGUCAAGCUUUCUUGGGAAAAUUCCCCUACCACUGGAGGUAUGAGAGGUCUCCUUCAGAAACUUAAAGCUGUGAAGCAAACCCUGAAGAAAUGGAAUAAAGAUACUUUUGGAAACAUUCACUCUAAACUCAAAGAAGCCGAAGCAAGGGCCAACCAAAGCCAAAAAGAAUUCGAGGACUUCCCAAAUGAGGAAAACAUAACUUCUGCUCAAAGGGACAAUGCUGCACUGAUCGUAGCGACGAACAUGGAGAACAAAUUCCAAGCUCCAGCAACUUCCAUUCCUGAUUUGGGCAAUAUUCUGCCCUUUAUCCCUCCUCUCAUCUCCAAUGAAGACAACCUAUUUCUCACUAAGCUCCCAGAUUUGGCUGAGGUAAAAGCAACUGUUUGGGACCUGGAUCCUGACAGCGCAAGUGGCCCGGAUGGCUUUAAUGGUAAUUUUUUUAGGGCUUGUUGGGAUAUAAUCCAACAGGAUGUCCUCACUGCCUCUCAAGAAUUAUUUCUGGGCCUCCCAAUUCCAAAAGGAUAUGGCAGUACCCUCAUCACCUUGAUUCCCAAGAAAGAAAAUCCAAAACGGUUUGAUGAUUUUAGGCCCAUCUCCCUCUCAACCUUUCUCAGCAAAAUUAAUACUAAACUCCUUGCCAACAGACUUAAAAUGAUGCUCCCCAAACUCAUCUCACCAGAACAAGGAGCUUUCCAGAAAGGUAAGUCCAUUGAUGACCAUAUUCUCCUUGCUCAAGAAGCCAUACAUGGACUAGACAGAAAGGUUUUGGGGGGUAACCUUCUCAUCAAAAUAGACAUGGCAAAAGCUUUUGACUACAUGAACUGGAGCUUUCUUGAGGGCACUCUUGGAAAGUUUGGUUUCUCUCAAGUUGCCAGCAAUAUGUUAAUGGCAAACCUCUGGAGCUCCUUCAUUUCUGUCCUCAUCAAUGGUGAACCUCACGGUUUCUUCCCCAUGACCAGAGGAGUUAAACAAGGCGAUCCCCUCUCUCCACUUCUUUUCAUUCUAGGGUUUGAAGCUUUUUCCAGAUACCUAAACCAGUCCAUGGAGAGCAACACUAUCAAGCGCUUCAACUUGGGAAGUGUUAGGAUGCCCAGCCAUCUCAUUUACGCAGAUGAAUUGAUGAUCUUUACAAAAGGGGACAUCCUCAACCUUCUUAAACUUAACCAAAUUCUUAAAGUUUUUAUGCAGGCUUCAGGGCAGCAGAUAAACUUUUCAAAAAGCAGAUUCUACACUCCAAAAUCCACCGCUGCGGAUCAACAACUCAAGAUGGAAAAAGCCAUGUCCAUGAAGUGUGGAAGCCUCCCCUUUACCUACUUGGGAGCCACCUUACGUAGAGGUAAUCGAGCAUUCCGCUUUACUCUGGACACAAAUGCUUCUGGAUUUUUCAUUAGAAUUGUUGAGAAAUUUGAAAAUGGUCAUUCUAUAAUCUUUGUUCCUGAGGACUGUUGCAGGCAUGGGUUUAGAUUAUUUCUUGCAUUUCUCAAUAAAGCAUCUUAUCUACUGCUAAACAAUAAGGGCAAUCUUAAUUUAGCAACACAAAAGGUAGGUGAUUCUACCAAAGAUCAUUUAGAGGCUAUGCCCAAUGAACAAACUCUCAUGUUUGGAAUUCCAAAGCUGAAUGUAGAAGCAAGAAACUCCAAGGCAGGGCCAAGAGCUUUAACAAAUUUGGAAAACAAUGAUACCAUUGUGACAUCUCAAAAGGCCACCCUGGAGAAAUCACAUGUAGGAGACAUGGGUAGCAAUGAGGGAGGCUCAAGUGGUUCAUUUGAUGUGGCGCAAAAAGAUUGGGUAUUUCACGCCAUUACAGGCUCAAUUUGUAAAGGUAAGAAUGACAAGGAGACUUUUAGCCUAAACAAGGAUGACAAUGAGGGUUGUGUUGUUAAUAAGCUGAUAGAAUCCUCUUCACAAGCAUCUCGAAGCUCAACUAUUGAUAAGCUAUCAAUUCAUGCAUCUCCGUUCUAUCCUAGAAAUCCUUUGCCAAAUAACCUAUCUUUGAAGGACAUGAAAGCCCUAAACCUCAAGGCAGAGGAUAUCGGAAAGGACUCGAUGAUGACCAGCAGUUCAUCAAAGAGUCCUGUUGGCAUGUUGGGGACUAGAGUUGAUGACAGUGAUAGUUAUCAUACAUUGGAAGAGGAACAAAAAUGUUGUUUGGGGAUAGGGUCUCGGAAGAAGUUGAUUUAGUAGAGUCUGAGCAAAUUCAUGAAGAUAUUUUUUUUCAAAUUGUGGAAGACUUUGAUCAUAAAGGGAAUGGUAAAAG
Messenger RNA from Cuscuta campestris, 3585 nucleotides. NCBI's taxonomy places the organism in Eukaryota, Viridiplantae, Streptophyta, Magnoliopsida, Solanales, Convolvulaceae. The record is from the annotation of a GenBank genome assembly.